Molecule: messenger RNA, 524 nt
Organism: Paramecium sonneborni
Lineage: Eukaryota; Ciliophora; Oligohymenophorea; Peniculida; Parameciidae
Source: the annotation of a GenBank genome assembly
AUGUAAAUUAAUUUUAUAUUUACCUCUAUUUCUAUUUAUUAUUAGCAUUAAAUCAAUUUUAGCUCUAUUAGNAGAGGAUAACAAAAGUAUUUAAUUUUAAAUAUAAAAAUAGAGAUUGUAUUGCAUGUUAAAAGUUAAUUAACAUAAAUGAAUAUGACUAUUGUGGUUUUGCAUAAACUAUAUGUAGCUCUUCUGUUCCUUAUAGAGGGGGAUAUAAAGAAAUUGAAUGGAAAGAUUUUCUAUAGAUUUAAAGAAAUGAUCAAAUUGUUUUGCUAGAUGUAAGACCAAAUUCGUAAUUUAAUAUUAUCAAAUUGGAUGGAUUCAUAAAUCUUCCAUAUUCAUAAAUUGAUUAAUUUUAAAUUGAAGAAAAUAAAGAUAAAGAUGUAUAUGUCAUGUGUAGAAGAGGUAAUAAUUCUAGGUUGGCUUGUGAAUUUUUAAAGGACAAAAUAAAUAAUAUAUAUAACAUUAUAGGUGGAAUAGAUUUAUAUGCUAAAUUAUAUGAUCCUAAAAUGCCAUUGUUAUGA